This is a messenger RNA of Nezara viridula (southern green stink bug), 2300 nucleotides long. NCBI's taxonomy places the organism in Eukaryota, Metazoa, Arthropoda, Insecta, Hemiptera, Pentatomidae. The record is from the annotation of a GenBank genome assembly.
GUAACAUUGAUGAAGAAUGAAACUUAGCCGUUAUUUAGCCUCUCGUGCUAAAGAAGCGCCAUUUUCCUAGCCUGUUUCUGUUAGGGUGGUUGUACUCAGUGUGUCUGUUGGUGGAAACAAGCAUUCAGUUAAUACAUCUUCAAAUGACAUUGUGGAAAGCUGGGGACUUCUGUGGAUUCGUUUUUUCUAGUUGACGGCAAGGUUUUUGUUUUGGAAUUUUGUAUAUUACCAGUGUUAUCUUAAUUGUUUUAAAGCCGCUUGCCGCUUCAGAAGUCUCGUGGAUUUUUCGAUAUAAUUUUAAAACUUUAUUCAGAUGAUAAAACGAAGUACAAUGGAAGAGCAAAUGAUACAGUGUACUGGCUUUGAAGCUUCAACAAAUUACAACCACGGUGAUGGUAAGAUGGAGCUAGCUGAAAACGGGUCCGUAGAAAGCUCUCCUAGUUCUGAUUUACUAAAUAUUUCAGAGGAUGUGCAAGCAGAUGAGAUGACUUCAAGGGACUACUAUUUUGAUUCGUAUGCUCACUUCGGUAUACAUGAAGAAAUGUUGAAAGAUGAAGUCCGAACAUUAACUUAUAGGAAUUCUAUGUACCAUAAUAGGCAUUUGUUUAAGGACAAAGUUGUGUUGGAUGUAGGGUGUGGAACUGGAAUUCUUAGCAUGUUUGCAGCUAAAGCAGGAGCCAGAAAAGUCAUAGGUAUUGAGUGUUCUAACAUUGUUGAGUAUGCAAGGCGUAUUGUUCAAGACAACGACCUUUCAGAUAUAAUAACAAUAGUCAAAGGAAAAGUUGAAGAUGUCACACUACCGGAUAACAUUGAUAAAGUAGAUGUUAUAAUAUCGGAAUGGAUGGGGUAUUGUCUCUUCUACGAGUCUAUGUUGGAUACAGUUCUAUUUGCUCGUGAUAAAUGGUUAAAGCCAGGUGGCCUUCUUUUUCCUGAUCGAGCAUCUCUCUUUAUUACUGCAAUCGAGGAUCGGCAAUAUAAAGAUGAAAAAAUCAACUGGUGGGAUAAUGUUUAUGGCUUUAACAUGAGUUCUAUUAGGUCUGUUGCAAUAACCGAACCACUAGUCGAUGUUGUUGACCCUAAGCAGGUGGUAACCAAUAGUGCUCUAUUAAAAGAAGUGGACCUUUAUACUGUGACUAAAGAUGACCUGAACUUCACUUCAUCAUUUACAUUGCAAGUAUCGAGAAACGACUAUGUCCAGGUAAAGGCAUUAGUCACUUACUUCACCAUUGAAUUCACGAAGUGCCACAAGAGGGUAUGGUUUACCACCAGUCCAGAAAGUCCAUAUACCCACUGGAAGCAGACAGUCUUCUAUUUGGAAGGAUACAUUACUGCAAAAAGAAACGAAAUCAUUAAUGGAACAUUUGCAUUAAAGCCUAACAACAGGAAUAACCGUGACUUGGACUUCAAUAUUUCUGUCGAUUUCGAAGGAGAAUUAUGUGAUCUUCACGAAGAUCAUAUGUAUCGGAUGCGUUAGUUGUAUUAUUUAAGCUUGAAAAAUGUAUCGUAUUACUAUCCUUGAUGAAAUUAUUAAUAGUUUCUUAUUUUCAUAAUUUCGAUGUAUUCUUUUAGUGUUUCAACUUCUAAAAUGAACAUUUAUUUACUCAGAAAAUUCAAAUAAUAUUAAAUUUAUGAAUUGGUUUCGUUGAGUUUUAAGUUUCAUUAUUACUCUCCUUCACUUUAAUUUUUUAUUAUAACUGGAACAAAGCAUUGAGUUUGGCAUGUAAUCUUUUUUUUUUUUUUUUAUUUUUUUUUUUUUCCUGAUGCAUCUAUUAUUCAUACCUAUUAUAAUCAGUAAUUAAUAUCAAUAACUAUUUUAUGGCAGUUAUCACCUUCAAAAUACAUAAUUAAAUUUAACUCUGCAUUUAUUGUGACAAAAAUGAAUUUUUAUUAAUUACUUGUGAUUUUUAAUAAUUUUGAUGACCUAAUUUGUUUCAUCUUUACAUUGUUUCUCAAAAUACAAAAUUAUUAAAGAAAGGCUUUUUCUUCGUCAUCCUGUUUAUUUCUUCUUAAACUCAAAAUAUCAUUUAUUAGAAUAAUUUUUAAGUUCCAGUUCUCCUAGCACUAAAGGGUAUUGUUUGGCAAUACAAAACUAAAUUUAUUAAGAAAAAGCAACAUUUUUCAUCUAGCAGUUAGAAACAAUUAUCAUAAAAGGUCUAAACCUUCUUCUAAAUCAAACUGAAUAUUUUAUGUAAAGUUAUAUGUUGGUAGAUAAAAAAAAUUUUCUUUAUUAUUAGUUGUGGUUAGUUUAGUCAGCUCUUGAUAACUCAAACUUCAAUAAAUCCAAUUCCUGAACAUCUUGA